AUGGCGGAGCUCACGCCGCUCGAGUGGAUGCAGGCCCUGUCGGAGACGAAGAGGGGAGCGGAAGAGGGCCCAGGCUCGGAGGAAAAGCCGCCGAAGCACGCCAAGGGCGGGGCCAAGGGCGACAAGCACGAGAAGGACCUCACCAAGGCCCUGCUCGCCAACUUAGCGGGCGCAGUCUACCAGACGUGGGAGCUCCUCGAGUCAGGCGACGGGGUCACUCAGAUCAUGAUCGACUCGGGGGUCAAGUACGACGAGAUGUCCAGGCAUAUGAAAGAACGUCAACGGGCAGGCGAAAAGGUAGACUUUCGCGCUCGUGGGCCCCCGCACGUGCAGCUGUGGGCCGCGGUCUGCCUCAACCUCGCCACCAACGUGAAGCCGUUCAUCCAGGGAGGCAAGGAGGAGUACGUCGAGGCGGAGACCAAGAAGUUCCACGGGUACUUCACGAAGUACAUCCAUGGCGCCGCCCCACACACCGUGGGCAAUCACGUGCUGCACUUUCGGUACAGGAAACACAAGGGGAGGAAGACCGAGACGAGUGGCUCAUCGAGUCAGCAGCAGCAGACGAAGAAAGGACGCGUGACCUUCGCCUUCAGCUACAACGAGCCUGGCAUGCUGGCGAGUGAGCUGGUCCUCUGGUGGCUCAACUACGAGGAGGGCCAGAAGAGGGCGGAGCAGCUGGUCGGCCCAGCCCCGAAAGGACCCCUCGAGCGAGAAGCUGCGAGGAUCCUGAGUCUUAUCGAGAAGAAAUGA
Messenger RNA from Prorocentrum cordatum, 750 nucleotides. NCBI's taxonomy places the organism in Eukaryota, Dinophyceae, Prorocentrales, Prorocentraceae. The record is from the annotation of a GenBank genome assembly.